Molecule: messenger RNA, 1992 nt
Organism: Spinacia oleracea (spinach)
Lineage: Eukaryota; Viridiplantae; Streptophyta; Magnoliopsida; Caryophyllales; Amaranthaceae
Exons: 1
Coding region: 264-1310 (348 amino acids)
Source: RefSeq, a predicted model, not a curated record
GUUUUUAUACAUUUUUAUUCCUACCAAUGCUGGCAGCAUCUAUCCAUCUAUUAUCUCAUUAGCUGUGACUCUCCAUCUCUCUCAACAUCCCUUCAUUUUAUCCAUCUUCAAAAUACCUUUCUCUUUUAAACACUCUCAAGAAUUUUUCUUUCAAAUUCAACACAUCAACUCUUAAACACCCAAACAAGAGUACGUGUACGUCUCGAGUAUAACAUACUCGUGUUUCAGGGAUAAGGUUGCGUACAUUUGAAUCUUUUAAAAAUAUGUUAGCGGAUCCGAUCGGGAUGCCGGCGUGUUUCUCAUCGGGCCCCCGGCCCACGGAUGACUUAGAGAACACGGCCGUGACCCGAGCGGGUCAAAGCGUGAUCAUAUCAAUGUAUAAAGUCAAAGUGGGUAGUCAAACCCGUGUGAUCACCAUCACAUGGUGUAGGAACCUCCUCCUCCUCCACGGGUUAUCGAUCUCGAUAUCGAGCCCUUACGACGAAGGCCGAUCAUCGUCGUCGUCGUUAUCGUCGUCGGAAAACGGAGACGGGCAGUACUACUCUUGUAAGGUGGAGUUGAAGCCGUGGUAUUUUUGGAGGAAACAAGGGUCAAAACAUUUCCUAAUAGAGGAUGGUAAAAAAGUGGAUAUUUUUUGGGACUUGAAAUCUGCCAAGUUUAAUAACGGUGAAACAGAACCAAGUUCUGAUUUCUAUGUUGCUCUUGUUUAUGAAAACGAGGUCGUUUUGUUAGUUGGUGAUUUGAAAAACGAGGCGUAUAAGAAAACCGGCUCUAGGCCAAAUCUUGUGGAGCCUAACUUGAUCUCGAAAAAGGAGCAUAUUUUUGGUAAAAAGAAGUUUUUUACCAAGGUAAAAUUUCACGAAAAAGGUAGAUUUCACGAUAUAGUGAUCGAGUGUAAGAGUAAUAAAGUCGAUUCUGAUUUGGAAAUGGAGGUGAAGGUAGAUGGGAAGAGGGUGAUUCAAGUGAAGCAUUUGCAAUGGAAGUUUAGAGGGAAUGAGAGCAUACAUUUGAAUAGGUUAAGGGUUGAGGUGUAUUGGGAUGUACAUGAUUGGUUAUUUAGUCCCGGGUUGAGACACGCUUUGUUCAUCUUUAAGCCUAUUAUUCCUCCAUCGCCGUCGCUAAAAAGUGUUUCUUCGGCUUCACCAAUGUCGUUGUCCUCGUCGUUGUCGUUGUCGUUGUCCUCGUCGUUGUCUCUCUCGUCCACCCCAUUGUCGUCCCAGACGGGGAGCUCAGGGUCGUUGGGGGACGGAUUAAACGGAAAUUGGUCAUCCGAGUUUUGUUUAUUCCUUUAUGCUUGGAAGGUUGAAUGAUUGGUCAUUUAGCCCUAAGUUAGGGCUUAUUUCCAAGACAAAGAUAAACCAAUAAAUCAGAUCGAGAAAACACGACGUAAUUAUCUUAUGUGCCUGAAAGUACAUAUAUGCCCCUCUAACUCUCAAAUCGGUACAGGUAAAACAUCGUAACACAUGCUCCCGGGUGCAACGGACACUUGUAAAUCUCAAUGUUACUAAAGGACAUGAGUAUUCUUGUAAAAUGAGGAAUAAGUUUGAAUGGGGAGCACAUGGGAAAAGAUAGAGGGGAGCUCCAAGACAGGAAAGAAGGAGCUGGAAAAUGGGAUAUAACAGCUGGGGGGAAGUCCUUAUUCCUCAAGUGGGCAAUAUGAGACCGGACAUAUUGGAUUUGGAUUUGUUAAAACAUGGGUCAAUUAUUCUUCUAAUCACUUGUAUAGUUGUAUCAUUUGUCUGUUUUUUUUCUCACUUGGCUUGCCCAUUUGGGAUUAUUAUCACUUGAAAUUAUUAUUUAUUGGUCAUACACACUAUCAUGGUGUAUGAUCUCUUACUAUUAGUAGUAUUACAAGAACAUUACCACACAACUGGUUGUACUUUAUUUGUCCUAUUGUAUUUUUGGGUCAAAUUUUAGAAAGUUUGAUCAUGAAUUCUUAUUAACCUGCAAGAAAUUAUAUAGUUAUGUUAUGUGUGGGUUUUUUUUAAUUUC